ACACUAUCGAAUAUGUGCGCAACGGCGCUAAGAGUCUGUGAAGGCCGUUCCUACUGACUUAUGUUUAAGGAGGUUAAGCCUGAAGUAACUGAUUUUAUCGAACAAAGUAGGAAGCAGAGAAAUGAGCGGCGCGAUGCUAAAGCUAGAGCGCUAUCUGCUGUAAUCAUUCAAAAAAAUUGGAGAAGUUUCUUAGUCAGGAGAAAUGUCAUUCGAGGCUUUCGCUCGGAGUUUGACUUCAAGAUACUCGAAGGAAAUGGUGUCAAAUUGACUCAGUUGAUUCCUGCCACUGAACUUUUGAGGUAUGUAAAGUAUCUAAAGUUCCAUUAUAACUCGAAACUGGAUUAUGAACGUUUUUUAGUUCUUAUUCGAUAUCUAGUGAACUCUGUGGAUACCGGAGACUUUAAAGUUUCUUAUGUAUCUCUUGCGCUAAGGAAACCUACACUGGUCGAUUGGAUAAUUACAACAAAAUGGUUGUUCUCUACGGUUGUCGAAUAUAUGGGUUCUUUAGAUCCAUCCAUUCCUAGUGAUUCCAAGGUCUUGAACAUAUUUCUGUCAUUCUUACUGAUACAUACCAACUGUUGCCAGUGGUCGAUGAUACAAGAUGAAAAACUGAAGCCUGCGAUGAGCCGAUUGGCUACAACGUUUCUCCAGCAUCUUGUGCAAAAGAGUUUAUUUGAACAUUUAAAUGCUGUUUUGCAAAAAGGUUUGGCUAGACACACUCCUGCAUUAACAAAAGUAUCUUUGACUGGUAUAUUUACCAUUGCUAUGAGACCCUUGAUAUAUGAAAAGUUCCCUCAGAAGCUUGUUAUUUCAUUUACAAGAAAUAUCUUAACCGUACCUGGAUUUAUACUGCAUAUAAAUUCCAUGAUGAAUGAAGCGUAUGAUAUUAUAGUGAACGAGAGAUUGUGCUCCAAAAUCAUCAUGACAUUAUACGAUAGUUCAGAAGAGUUCAAUAUUCUAUUAUCUAAGCUAGAUGGAUCAUAUGUUUUAUGCUUGAUUGCAAAUCUUAUCCAACUCAGUCUGUUAGAAACUGAUAUCUUGGCCUCUCAUUGUACAGAAUUUUGUGUUGUUUUAUCCAAAUCUAUGCAUUAUUUGGGUACUUAUGUUGGUAGUAAAAAGUCUAAUCUUUGCAGUUGGCAUCCAAUUUUGGGGUGGUUCGCCCAAUCACUAGAUAAUUCCUUACAAUCAGCCAUGUCCUUUGUAACAAGUCAGUUAAGACUACUCUGGAAUGGUCGGAUGGUUCGUUUAUUAUUUGCCGAUCUGUAUGCGCAAGCUGAGCUAAACUUACCUGAGUUAAGUAAAUCGGACGGCCGUUCAUCUAGCACAGGUCAUCAUUCUAUGAAUACAACUUGUACAAGUCAACAUGGACCUGGUGCACCUUCUAAAGCAGAAAAACUUGCUGUGUUAGGGUUAUUGCCACCUAUUUCACGGAUGGGCGGUAGUAGAUCGGCUGGCUCUGAUGUUGAUGGUUAUGGGCAUCGUGUACGUCAUGGUCUUUCAAAUUUUCUACGUCAGAUAUCCAAUUCUUCAGCAUAUCGUGCUAGAUUUCGAAAUAAGAAAGAAAUAACUAAUAAUUACAUUCCAAAUCUUUCCACUGGACGUUCAGAUAGCCCCGGACCAAGUGAUUUACCGAAAUCCUUAAAAGCUGUGUGUAUGCUUUAUUGUUUUACUUCUGGAAGUUUGAAAGAAAUUAGAAGCGCUAUAUUGGCAGGUUUAUCAUUAGGUGAUUUAUUACCUCGUAUGUGGCGUUUAAUUUCUUGCUGUGGAUCUGUACGUGAUUGGGCUCAUGUGAUUAUGAAUUCACAAUCAGUUCACCAUUUAGAACCACAUGAAUCUCAUUUGAUGCAAAUAUUUGCUUCAGCUACAAGCAAUUUGUUGAGUAUAUUAGAUGAUGCUGAGUUAUUUGAAUUGAAAAAAUCGUUUACAAUUGAUGAAUUAUGUUCAAUGGGUUCAUUUUUUAAUCAUUUAAUUUAUGAAUCAGUCAUUAUGGUACCAGAUCCAAAUCAACUGAAAUUAUGGAGUCCGUCUUGUAAAGAUGAUAAUAAAUUGAAUAAAACCAAUGAAUCAGUUGCAAUGCAUGAUAAAAAUAAUAAGUCUGCUGUUCAAUCAAACAGUUCAUCUACUGUUAUGCCUAAUUUAUUUACAAUUUGUUUACGUUUAUUAUCUGUAAUCUAUGAACGUGAUAGUAGACAUUUAUUUACACCACCGGAUUUUUGGUUAAUAUCAAAUCUCAAAGUUUCGGCUUUUCUAGCAGAUCUACGGAAACCGAAACCACAUGCGACGUUUCUACUCAAGCAUAUCCCGCAUAUCAUUCCGCACAAAGAACGUGUUAUUCUUUUUCGAGAUUUUGUACGCGAAGACAAAGCAUCACUGGGGAUACAUACUCGUACAAAUUGGCUUACAGAUGAUGGUCCAGUUGGUGCUGUCAUAACAGUUCAUAGAAAUCGUAUUGUUGAAGACGGUUAUCAGCAGUUGGCAAAUUUAACUUCGUCUCAGUUACGUAUGAAGAUACGUGUACAGUUUGUAAACGAAAUGGGUUUAGAUGAAGUUGGUAUUGAUUUAGACGGUGUGUUUAAAGAAUUCUUAGAAGAAACUCUUCGUCGUGUAUUCGACCCUAGUUUAAAUUUAUUUCGUGUGACUAAUGACCAGCGUUUAUAUCCGUCACCUACUUCACAUUUACAAGAAAGUCAUUUACAGCUCUUCGAAUUUUUGGGUAAAAUGCUUGCCAAAGCUGUUUAUGAGUGUAUUGUUGUGGAUGUACCAUUUGCAAAUUUCUUUUUAACUCAAUUACUUGGUCGUGAAAAAGCUGGAUGUUACAGUUUUCUUGAUGAAUUAGCCACAUUAGAUAAAGAAUUAUACAAAAGUUUAAGUUAUAUUAAACAUUAUGAUGGAGAUGUUUCCGAUCUGGAAUUCACUUAUUCUUAUGCUGAAGAUUGUCUAGGUCAAGUGAUUAUACAUGAUCUCUGUCCUGGUGGCCGUCAAAUUUCUGUAACGAAUGAUGUCAAAAUAAGUUACGUUCAUAGCGUUGCUCACUUUCGAAUGUAUAAACAAAUUAGAGCACAGACUGCUUCUUUUAUACGGGGAUUUUAUUCUAUACUAAAUCCUGAUUGGUUGGCUAUGUUUUCUCCAUCAGAAUUACAAACACUUAUCUCAGGUGAUAGUAGUUCAAUGGAUAUUGAUGAUUUAAAACAACAUACACGUUAUUCUGGUGGAUUUCACAGUAAUCAUCGUGUAAUUCGGUGGUUAUGGGAUAUUCUAAGGCGUGAUUUCGACGAUAGAGAACGUAGUUUAUUUUUGAAGUUUGUCACCAGUUGUUCUAGACCACCUCUUUUGGGGUUCGCUAAUCUUGAACCACCAUUUUGUAUACGUUGUGUACAUUAUACUAAUGAAGAUCAAGAUGUCGGUGAUACUCUAGGAUCUGUACUGAAAGGAUUUCUGGGGGUAGUUGGUCGCCGUGAAGAAGUAUCUCGCCUACCAACUGCGUCUACUUGUUUUAAUCUUUUAAAAUUACCUAACUACUCGUCUCGUAGUGCAUUGAAAGAAAAGUUAAGAUAUGCCAUAAAUAGUCAUGCUGGAUUUGAACUAUCGUAGCGGAGAAAUUUCUUGACAAGCUACAAAUAAUAUGUACUUAUUAUUUUUAUGAUGAAACGCUGUAAAUAUAUACUAUGUUUAAUAUUUUCAUCUCAUUUGGUCAAUUAUUUGAUGAUCAACAUAUUUUUUGUCUAAUUUCACUUCGUUCUUUCUAAUUUGAGUUAUUCACAUUUUCAAUUCAUGGUGAUUAUUCACCAGUGCCAUUGGACAAUUAUAUUAUAAUACUAUGAUAUGUUUGCUAGUACGUUUAAAUGACUGCAGUGAUUGUAGACAGAGGCUUUGAUCUUGUCAUUCUGAUAACCGCCAAAAAGUGCUCUUUUCUCAUUGUUUUUAUUCUUCUCUAUUCCCAAAUAUAAUGAUAGAAUUGCCAUUUAAUUUACGACAUUAGUUUCAUUCCUUGGUGCUUUGUUGUCCCCAGCGGGAAACAUCACUCAGUUAUCUAACAAGUACUUAAAAACACGCUGUCAAAAAGAAAUGGUAGUCAUAUUUC
Molecule: messenger RNA, 4081 nt
Organism: Schistosoma margrebowiei
Lineage: Eukaryota; Metazoa; Platyhelminthes; Trematoda; Strigeidida; Schistosomatidae
Source: the annotation of a GenBank genome assembly